Molecule: messenger RNA, 1602 nt
Organism: Cylicocyclus nassatus
Lineage: Eukaryota; Metazoa; Nematoda; Chromadorea; Rhabditida; Strongylidae
Source: the annotation of a GenBank genome assembly
AUGCGCUACACACGUCGUGAUUUUCUUGCCACCACCGCCAGCGCUUCAUUGGCGUCACUGGUCGCGCCCGCAGCCUGGGCCAGCGGCACCACACCGGCCGAAAAGGCCGUGCAGGCCCGCUACCACCGCUACAACGUCACCAGUCCCGAGGGCCAGCGCAUGCUGGCCAGCUACGCGCGCGGCAUCAAUGCCAUGCUGAAAUUGCCGCCGGACGAUCCACGCAACUGGUUCCGCAACGGCUUCGUGCACCUGAUGGAUUGCCCGCACGGCAACUGGUGGUUCUACGUUUGGCACCGCGGCUAUGUCGGCUACUUCGAGCAGACCAUCCGCACGCUCAGCGGUGAUCCGCAGUUCGCGAUGCCCUACUGGGACUGGACCGAGCUGCCGCGUAUUCCUCCUGCGAUGUUCGAUGGCGUACUCACGCCCACCGACAGCGCCUAUGCGCCCUAUACGCGCAACCUGGCGGUGUUCACCCGGUUCAUGCGCCCGGCGCUGCAGCGCUACUGGGACAAGCUCGACGCGGGCCAACGCGGCCAGCUCAAGUUGCGCGGCUAUCUCACGGCCGACGAUGUGUGGAACGACGUGACCGGAUACAGCGCCACGGAGAAGACCGGCAUUUCCGGCAAUGCGGCCUAUGCGAUCACCUGUGGUGCCCGUUACCUGUGGCGCGAGAAUCCGGGCUUCGAUGCCAAGACGGCCUCGGCGGUGUCUCCCGACACGAUCCAUGCGGGGCUGUCGCCGGUGGACUUCUACAAUGCCGAUGUAAGCCGCAGCUUCACCAGUUCACGCACGGCGUCGCACGUGGUGCCGCCUGAUGGCGCCACGAAAUUCUCGGUGCUUGAAGGCUUCCCGCACAACAAGGUGCACAACUGCAUCGGCGGUGUCGGCGCGGUCGAUCCCGGUCCCUACGGCAACAUGACCAACUUCCUGUCGCCGCUGGACCCCAUCUUCUACCUGCACCACGCCAACAUGGACCGCCUGUGGGACGUGUGGAACCAGCUGCAACAAUCGCGGGGCAAGCCGAUCAUGCCGGGCGGCUUCGUCGGUGAGCGUCCGGCAAGCGCGUUUUUCUCCACCACCGCCUUCGACUACGACUACGUCUAUCCCGGCCGCAACGACCUGCUGCAGGCGGCAGCGCUGCCUGCAGCCCCCGGUGCGGUACGGCUGGUCCGCGGCACGCGGUCCGAUGGCGCCGUCCGCGUCGCGGUUCCCAACGAAGCGGUGCGCGCGCACCUCGCCACGUCCGCACCGCGCCAGCUGAUUGCCGAAGUCACGCUGGAGCGCCCACAGGGGUUGAACAAUACGCGCGAGUUCGACGUCCUGGUCAAUGCACCCGCCGGCACCUCGGCUGUUGCUGCCGACAGCCCCUAUUACGCGGGCACGGUCUCGUUCUUCGGGCCCAGCAUGCCGGGCAUGGACCACAGCCAUCCCACCACCUUUGCGGUGCCCUUGCCGCAGAAGCUGGGAGCGCUGCAGGCAGUCAAGGCCGCCGAUGACGGCACGACCACGCUGGAGAUCCGCCUGGUCGCAUCGACCGGCCAGGCACCGCAGACGUUCCCGGUGCUGGACGCCUCGAUCCUGGUCGCACCGCUGCAACCCUGA